UAGAUUCCAAAGUGGGCCCAACCCCAGCAUUUCCUGCCGAAACAAAUAAAUAUCCUCAACUUUCCCCUUUCAAUUUUAACAUAUUUCCUCCUCUGCCACCGACUCAACAACUCGACCAACCUUCAAACAGGCAGGAGAUUUGAUUCAUUUAAACACACAAAAACAACGGCAGAGCCCAUGGAGAUUUCUUCUUUAUCGCAAUCUCUCAAUCUUUGCAGCCGAAUAAAUGAGAUCUCGGAGAUUCAUAGUAGCAAUAAAAAUGAGGUUGAGAGUGAAGCUCUCUCUUCGGAUUCCAAGAAGUUGCUCAAAGAUUGCACUUCUCAUUUCGAGAGUAAAGUGAAGCAAAUUGUUGAAGAGUAUUCUGACUUGGGUUUCUUAGGAAUUGAAGAUUUAAAUAAAUACUUAGCACACUUGAAAGAGGCGCUUAAUCAAGUAGAGGCUGAAAGUACCCAGAUUUCUAAGGAAAUUGAGGAUCUUUCAAGAAAUCAUAUUGAAGAAACAAAUAUACUGGAAGGCAAUCUUGACGGCUUGAAGUGUGCAUUGGAUUCUAUUGCAUCUCAGGGUCUGGAGACAGUAGAAGAGGACCCCUGCUAUAAAAAUCAAUUGAAUUUGGUGGAUGCAAAUGAAGAGAAAAAGUUUGAGAUUAGAUACCCUAGACCAGAUUGAAGAUGCAUUGACUGGUUUGAAAGUCAUUGGGUUUGAUGGAAACUGCAUUAGGUUGUCAUUACAGAUUUAUAUUCCAAAAGUAGAGGUUGAAUUGUUCCAAAAGAUGAUUGAAGAUAUUGCUGAGCCAUCUGAAAUGAAUUAUGAAUUGCUAGUAGAGAUUAUGGAUGGAACCACGGAGGUUAAGAACGUUGAGAUGUUCGCAAAUGAUGUUUACAUAGGUGAUAUAAUUGAUGCGGCAAAGUCUUUAAUGUUUGGUUUUUCAGUUUUUCUGACUUCAAGGUUGAAUCCCAAUUUAUCAUGUGUAUUUUUGCAUAUGUGUAUAUGUAUAGUAGCAUAAGGCCUUUAAAGGGAAUAUAAUUUGUUAGUUUUUAUAUAGAACAAUAGAUUGAAUCCUAAAUGUGAUUUCUUGCAAAAGAAGAAGUCCUCUGAAGGACUAUCCCCUUUCUUCUUUCAAUUUUUAAUGUCUUAGGCGCUUCCAAACCUAAAAUUACCUGCGUCUCUUUUCUCAACCUUGCUGCUAUCCACCCUAUAUAAAACCUUUCAAUCCUCUUUUAUACAUCAACUUAUCCAUCAUUUAGAGGGUAUUAUCAAAUUAUGGUCCCAUCAUAUUAAUUCAUCUCUCAGAAACCAAAGUUCUUCAUUCAGACUUUCAGUCUAAGUUUUUAUUGAAAGGUAGGUUUUUUUUACUAGAACAGAAACCUGUUUGUCCUUCUUUUGGCUCAUUUGAACCUUUAACUUCCUAUCUUCUUUCUCUUCAUAGCAGAUCCUGUUUUCCCAGGCUGUCACCUUUAAGUAUAAGCUUCAAUUAUCCUUGUUGUUUUUGUGUUAAAAGUACUGUUCAUAGUAUGUAGUUUUUGUCACCUUUUACUGAGAUGUUUGCAGUCAUUGUUCUAUAUACAUUUAUUAUUUAUAUAAACGCACAUUUUUCUUGAAACUUAAUCAACCCACCAUGUAGAGAUGGCUAGUAGCUUAAUUAAACCUGCAGUUGUCAUGAAUAAUUUUUUUUUUAUCCAGUUUAACGAAGGUAGACCUUGAUUGAAUUCCUUAUUUAAGGUAUAUAAUC
Molecule: messenger RNA, 1729 nt
Organism: Durio zibethinus
Lineage: Eukaryota; Viridiplantae; Streptophyta; Magnoliopsida; Malvales; Malvaceae
Source: RefSeq, a predicted model, not a curated record